AGCUGAUUUACUUAUUGUAUGAGGGCUAUUGUAAUUGUCCGCCAGUGAUCAACAAUAUGUGAGUUGUUGGUUUGUCAUAUGGGGCCACUGCUAUUGACACUGCAGUGCCACUGUGGUUCACCUCAUGAUCAUAGUAUCCUUUUCCAUCUCCAAGGUACUUAAUUUUGCUUACCCUCCAGCAUUUUCCAUUCAUGCACAUGUGCCUAAAUUGCAACCGUCGGUCAGUUUUCUUCACUUUUCAUCAAUUUCCACCCUCGUCAGGUACUAACCUCAGUCAGGACUCGUGAUACAAGCAAGCUUUGGCAGUCGCCAGGAACAUCAAGAUGGCAGAGGCUAUUAUCGCCCAUCAAAUUACAGAAAUGAUCGCCGAACUCGGCAGCCUUCGAAAAAGCGACGCGGCACAAAAGACCGAGAUCGAAAAUCUCCGAGCCCAGAACGACUUCCACGCCAACGAGGCUCAGAUGCUCCGAGACCUUCGCCUUCUCUACGAAGCCAAGCUCGAACAGAAAGACUCUAAAAUUUUGGGUCUGCAUGUCCUCCUCGACAAGGUGAAGGUCGAGGCGGGUAUUUAUAGGGACGAUCUGAGCGAGCUGCGUAAGCAGCUCAAAGACCUACAAGCAAAACAUGAGUCAACCCAGAAACAAAUUUGCGCUACUGAGGCAAAGCUUUCCCGUCGCAAUUUCCAAGUUGCUAAGCUGGUUUCCGCCCUGGGUCGCAAAGUUGCUGCCAAUCGUAUUUCCCUCGUUGCUCUUCGCGCUGCGUACAAGAUUAUUCCAAGCUUGGAGCACCAAGUUCAGUAUGAGAAGGUCCUUUCUAUGGCGAAGAAGCUUCCGCACAAGACUGGAAUUGAGAGGGAGAUGAAGGAGUGUCUGAGGGAGGCUGGGUUCUCGAUAUCGUUUGAUAAGAAGGGUUUCAUAGUGUUGAGCCAGUCUGUGGAUGUUGCCAAAGUACCUGUUGACGGUUCUAAAGAGCUUGAUGAAAGCAUCAUCAUCGUCGACAAAGAUGCUGACAAGAUUGACGACAAAGUUUCCGAACAGGAUGCUCAACAGAGUGUCAAGAAGGAUGAAGACGUCCAGAUGUCUGUUUAG
Fusarium redolens is the source of this 1088-nucleotide messenger RNA. RefSeq lists its product as uncharacterized. NCBI's taxonomy places the organism in Eukaryota, Fungi, Ascomycota, Sordariomycetes, Hypocreales, Nectriaceae. Bases 324 to 1088 code for a protein of 254 amino acids. The record is from RefSeq and is a predicted model, not a curated record. The transcript has a single exon.